This is a messenger RNA of Clunio marinus, 349 nucleotides long. Lineage: Eukaryota; Metazoa; Arthropoda; Insecta; Diptera; Chironomidae. The record is from the annotation of a GenBank genome assembly.
UGUUAAACCUUCGAUGAUUGCUUUAGAAUUUAAAACACUUUUUGUGGGUGAGAAAAUUAAAGCUACGACAAAUUGGAAAACUGAUACUGGUUGGCAAAAUGAAGAAGUCAUCGAUUCCGAUUGGAUCGACUCGAAAGGAAUUGUUAGGUUGACAUUGACGUUCGAAAGCACUUCUGUGCUUAUUACUGACAUCGGCAGCAGUCUCAUCACUAAAUUUCCUUUAAACUUUGAACUUGAAAGAGUCAGCAGACUUCAGUUGUGGGGAAAUAUUAAAGAAUUACAAGAAAUUUCCUUAAAAUUUAAUCAACGAGUUAAGCGACGAAGAUCACCAAGAAAGAAAUCAAAAUGA